AUGGAUCCUGACACCGAUAUGGAAUCUGACCUUGAGCCUCCUCCUUCUAUGCAGGUCCCCAGAGGAUAUUAUGAUGCUGAUAUCUGUCAAGCUGCAGCUCUCGCUCGAACUCAAACAUCCCACUCUACCAUGACAAGUGAUGCCCUGCUAGAGGACGACCUGAUUGAGGACAACUUCAUGGUCAAUGAUAACUUCACAGAUAAUCAUGCCUUUGCAAUCGAGGAAGAUGCACCUUCAUCUGAUAUUGAAUUUGUGAAUCACAUCAAGCCUGUGGUGGUCAAGACCAAAUCUGAACCAGUAUCCUUGCGGGUCACUUCUGCAGUAACUAAUGUUGGCAUCAAACACAGAGCUCCUGUGGCAAAGCGGACAAAGUCUUCUAUCACACACACUCAUAGUCUUUCCAGCAUCUCGAGUGCUACUUCUGGUGCCAUGCUGAAAUCUGUAGAGGUGGAGAUCCUCCCCUGUUCUGCUUACAGGAUCAAAAACCUUCUGGAGGUUCUCGGGCAGUCGCUAGGUGGAGCUCAGUCUUCAUUCCUACCCUCAUUUCCACCAUUGGGGAUCAAGACGAAGUUUGGGGCUGACUCAAGUUGGAGAUGA
Molecule: messenger RNA, 597 nt
Organism: Suillus subaureus
Lineage: Eukaryota; Fungi; Basidiomycota; Agaricomycetes; Boletales; Suillaceae
Exons: 3
Coding region: 1-597 (198 amino acids)
Source: RefSeq, a predicted model, not a curated record